CGCAUGCUCACACACACAGAGACAUACACACACACACAGAGGCACACACGCACAGCACUUCUUUCAGACCCACCCCCUGCUGCCAGCAACCAGCACCCGAGAGAGGCUGGGUGCUGAAGUGGGUGCAGGAGGCCAGUGCCGGCCCAGCUGCCUGGAAGAGACGGAGCCCGUGGCUAGUGAGGCUGCCGAGCAGGGCCAGGCCGGGCCCUGCCCGCAAGGACAUCCAAGCCCUCCGCCGGCCCCUGUGCCCGGGAGCCCUCCAGGCUCUCCUGCUGACCCCACCAUGACAUCGGAGCCCACGUCGCCCCCAGUCGUGCCCCCACUCCACUCCCCCAAGUCACCAGUUUGGCCCACCUUCCCCUUCCAUCGAGAGGGCAGCAGGGUCUGGGAGCGGGGUGGCAUCCCACCUCGGGACCUGCCCAGCCCUCUGCCCACCAAACGGACCAGGACAUAUUCAGCGACAGCCCGCGCCUCGGCUGGCCCCGUGUUCAAGGGCGUCUGUAAGCAGUUCUCGCGCUCACAGGGCCACGGCUUCAUCACCCCUGAGAACGGGUCAGAGGACAUCUUCGUGCACGUGUCUGACAUCGAGGGGGAGUACGUGCCGGUGGAAGGUGAUGAGGUGACCUACAAGAUGUGCCCCAUCCCACCCAAGAACCAGAAGUUCCAGGCUGUGGAGGUGGUGCUCACCCAGCUGGCCCCCCACACGCCCCACGAGACGUGGUCUGGGCAGGUGGUGGGCUCCUAGGCUGGUGGCUCGGAUGCCAGCUGUCCAGGCAGUGGGAGCCACGCAGGGUGGACAGGCAGCAGCCAGCCCCGCGACCCCACUGCACUGAGCAGCCCCAGUAUGCACGUCUGUCUGUCUGUGCUUGUGGCUGUGAGCGUGUGCCUCCACCCACCCCCAUGACCCAUGACUGUGAGCUGGCCAGGCACUGGACUGGGGGAAGAUCACCAGGCCUGCCUCUGCUCGUCCACUGUCCCUUCCUCACCCCUGCGUGUACACAUAGGACCCUCGCCCUCCUUGUCCACUGAGCCUCUGAGAGCCCACGUCAGGCCUGAGCUGGGGCUCGGGAGGAACAAGCGGGACCCCUGCCUAUCCCCUUGCCCCACUCUGCCCUAGACCCUGGCCUGGGGGCACGCUCUGUUGUGCUGCUCCCAUUCCUACUCUGGCCUGGAGUCUCCCUGUGGUCUACAUUCUUCCCCUCGGAAGCCAGGUUGGUGAGCACUUUGGGGGAGCUUAUCAGCCUCUGGUGGAGGGUAAAACGCUGCUGCCUAGGCCCGCCUUCUCACACUCUCCUCUACCCCGUGCACUAGAGAGGCAGGAAAGAAGGGCUUGAGGGUGUAAAGGGGUUUCCAGGUUCCCAUUUUGUUGGCACCUGCUCUUUGGCCUGGCAGUGGCUCUAUGAACCCCAAAGUGAGGUCUGCAGAGGGCUGGGGGCCCAUCUCCUGCAGCUUGGAUGGAGCCACCCCAUUGCCCAACUCACAAGCCCCACUGAUGCUUGGCCAUGGGCCUCACCACACCCGCUGUUGAGGCCACAAUGCUGGACAGACAACCAUCCCCUCAGGCAGGGCCACCACAGGGAGACCGCUGGCCCCUAUCUGUGUGGCGGUCCUCUGGCUGGAGUUCCUCUGGGCCAAGAUGUGUGUGUGCACUCACUCUGGGGCCGGGGGGUGGCCUGCUUGGAAGGCCAGGAAGGAGCAACACUGCCUCCACCCAGUACUGUCCCCCCAACCAGUUGCCUUGGAGUUGACUGGACGCACGGCGACCCCAUGUGCGUCAGAGUAGAACUGUGCUCCAUAGUGUUUUCAGUGGCUAAUCUCCAGGCCUUCCUUCUGAGGCACCUGAGUGAACUUAACCUCCAGCGUUUUCUUAGCAGCUGAGCACAUUAUCCAUUUGCACCCCCCCAAACCCAUGCUUCGCUCCAGGGAGCAUAUCCUAAGAAGGGUAAGAAAUGGGGUCACGAGUUCAGGGGAAGGCCUGCCAAGGAUGGUGAGCCUAGGAGACCCAGCCUGUGAGGAAAACUGGGGGCUUGGGUGCCCAAGAUGAGGAAGUCUGACUGUCUAGGAGGAUCUCCAGCUCCACAGGUGCCCCAAGACCCUGGGGUAGAGAUAGACCCCCAGGGUAGAGAUCAGCUAGGGUACCUGCACCCCACCUCUGCCUCUACUCCAGAACACAGAGGCCACAGGCCAAGAGCUGCUGAGAUGUGUUGCCCAGCCCCCCAAAACUGGGAAAGGCUCAGCCUGCCUGACACCCUACUCUGAGCUGGGGCUACCAUGGGCAAGGCUGGACGCCAUACUGGUGCAGGUUAACUCCUGGUGCUGCCCAAGGCAUCCCUCCUAGGAGCAGGCCUCCUUUUUCUGAUGUGGUGGCAUCUCAUACUGGGGCUAUGGGGGUGGCCAAGGGGCAGCAGCUUUCCUCCCCACCCCUCAACAGCGUGCAGUCAGAGACCCUCCCGAGACCCCCCUAGCCAUCCAGGCUCCCUCAUCCUUCCUAAUACUGGCAAUAAAUCCUCAACUGUGGCUCACUCUGACCUCCUGCUGCCUGUCUGUCUGGGCCCCUGGGGAAGGGGCUGGGGGAGUUCACGAGAACUCUAUGGAGGCUCUGGCUUCCUGGGUGGUCUAGGUAAGUCCCUGUUCUCUGUGCCUGUUUCCUCAUCAGUAAA
Messenger RNA from Loxodonta africana (African savanna elephant), 2660 nucleotides. RefSeq names its product cold shock domain containing C2 (gene CSDC2). Gene Ontology annotation, molecular function: mRNA 3'-UTR binding. Gene Ontology annotation, biological process: regulation of mRNA stability. The record is from RefSeq and is a predicted model, not a curated record. Bases 284 to 745 code for a protein of 153 amino acids. Gene Ontology annotation, cellular component: cytoplasm. The transcript is spliced from 4 exons. Lineage: Eukaryota; Metazoa; Chordata; Mammalia; Proboscidea; Elephantidae.